Drosophila persimilis is the source of this 1934-nucleotide messenger RNA. RefSeq names its product xylulose kinase. Gene Ontology annotation, cellular component: cytosol. Bases 123 to 1775 code for a protein of 550 amino acids. Gene Ontology annotation, molecular function: D-xylulokinase activity. Gene Ontology annotation, biological process: D-xylose metabolic process; xylulose metabolic process. Lineage: Eukaryota; Metazoa; Arthropoda; Insecta; Diptera; Drosophilidae. The transcript is spliced from 6 exons. The record is from RefSeq and is a predicted model, not a curated record.
AAAUUUCAGGUUUAUUAAAAAUUCUUUUGGCCACAAAGCGGGCGACUUCCGCAUGUUGGAUGUGAACGAGCCGUCCAUUACAAGGCAAUAGACGUAACCAAUCCGAAAGGGAAGAUAAUACAAUGGGGCCUCCACAAUUACAGCGCACUUUUCUGGGCUUCGACUUGAGUACACAGAAGCUGAAAGCUAUUCUGCUAAACUCCAGCCUGACAGUGGUUGCCUCAGCCGAGGUGAAGUUCGACAGCGACUUGCCGGAGUUUCGAACCAGUGGUGGAGUCAGCCCCGGACCCAACAAACAUGAAUUCUUUGUGCAGCCAGUGAUGUGGGUGAAGGCCGUGGACAUUGUCUUGGACCGUUUGGUGAUGCAGGAGGCUGAUUUAAGCACUGUUGCAGCCAUUUCUGCUGCGGGACAGCAGCAUGGUUCCUUGUACUGGUCAAAGCACGGAAUUUCAGCUUUGCAAAGCCUUGAUCCCGAAAAGUUUCUCCACGCACAAAUCGAUGACUCGGCAUUUGUGGUCAACCGCACGCCCAUUUGGAUGGAUGCGUCAACCACUAAGCAAUGCCUGGAGAUGGAGACUGCCAUUGGGGGGCACACCCAGAUGGUUCAGCUGACGGGCUCCAAGUGCUACGAGCGAUUUACUGGACCGCAGAUACGUAAGAUCUACCAGCAGCGCACUCAUGCCUACGAGGAUGCCCAACGAAUCUCACUGGUCAGCAGCUUUUUGGCCUCACUCUUUUUGGGAAGUGUGGCACCGAUCGACUUCAGCGAUGGCUCCGGCAUGAACCUGCUGGACAUCCGCGAAAAAGCCUGGUCCAAGGCCUGCUUAAAUGCGUGUGCACCUGACCUGGAUGAGCGUCUCGGUCAGGCGGUCAGUGCCAAUACUGUCCUUGGCGGCGUUUCAGAAUAUUUUGUGAAGCGCUUCUGCUUUCCGGCGUCAUGCCAAGUCGUCGCUUGCACCGGAGAUAAUCCCUCGGCCUUGGCAGGAAUGCUAGUGGACAAUGACUGGUUAAGCGUAUCCCUUGGCACUAGCGACACUUUAAUGAUGAGUUUUGAGAAGCCCCCCAACUGGGAGGAGGGCCAUGUGUUGUGUCAUCCAACGCAGACGGACGAGUUCAUGGGACUGUUAUGUUUUAGAAAUGGCUCUUUGGUCCGUGAGGCUAUGAACAAUGUGGAGGCUGGAGGGGAUUGGGUGAAGUUCAACGAGCUUCUUGAAUCGACACCGCGCGGAAACUUCGGCAAUAUGGCCGUGCAUUUCAACGACAUGGAAAUUAUUCCCAAGGCAAAGGGCACAUUGCGAUGGAAUAAGGAUUGUUUGCCCAACUCCCCGGAUGCUUCCAAGGGUGUAAUAAAAUUUAGCUCACCUCAAAUCGAAAUUCGUGCCUUAAUCGAGGGCCAAAUGCUUCAUCAUCGAGCUGUGGCCGAAGACAUGGGAUUCCAGUUUGGAACAAACACAAAAGUCCUUGCUACUGGAGGAGCGUCCAUAAACAAGUCUAUUCUCCAAGUAAUCGCUGACGUGUUCAACGCGCCCGUCCAUAUUCAGAACGAGAGUGAGGCUGCCCUAAUGGGAGCCGCCUACAGAGCAUCCUAUGCUCUGUAUCGGCAUGAGCUUGAUCAAACUGUUCCUGCCCUCAGUUAUCGCGACCAUGUCCUCAGCCUAACGUCCAACAAUCUGCAGCUUGUUUGCGAACCACACAAGGAUAGCGAAUCAAUUUACGCACCAAUGCUCGAGCGAUACAAGGCCAUGGCCCACAUCCUGCAAAGCGGAAUCCUGUGAGCCACGGAACAAAGAACCCAAGGCCACAUUUUAUACUCCAAAGCAUUUCCGACUUACUCUUUACUUUUAUAUUCCACCUGACACUAAUAAGUAGAACUAAAGUGCAAUUAACAAAAUUCUGUGAUCGAGAAUUUAUUAAAAAUUUAUGCGAAACCAUAA